Molecule: messenger RNA, 603 nt
Organism: Thamnophis sirtalis
Lineage: Eukaryota; Metazoa; Chordata; Lepidosauria; Squamata; Natricidae
Source: RefSeq, a predicted model, not a curated record
AGGACCCAAGGACUCUUCGCUUUCGGAGGCUGCGCCCAGCCCGUCGGGAUGCGCCCGGUUCUCCCGGAACAUCUCUUGCCCUCUCCGGGAUUUCGCGGGUUCUCACUGGAAGCAUCCCCGCUGGACCGAAGACGAAAUCCAGGCUUUUAUUGAGAUCUGGGGGGACACAUCCGUACAGCGAGCCCUCUUCUCCAACUACCGGACCGUCUCUCAGUUUGAGUGGAUCUCGUGCCAGAUGAAGGCCCGGGGUUAUGACCGGAAUUGGCUCCAGUGCCGGGAAAAAGCCAAACAUCUCCGGAAAAGCUACAAGGAUUGCCUCGGAGGGCACAGCCACUGGGGAUCUGGGAGGAGAACGUGGCCUUUUUUCAAGCAGCUGAAUCAGUUCCUGCGCGUUGAGCAGGAGCUGGUGGUUCCACGGGAGAUCGGGCGUCAGGAGGUCCAGCAUCAUCUCGUCGACCGCCGGCGCAAAAGAAUGAAGAACUCGGCUGGUCCAGUGGCCAAAGCUGCCCAGGUUCAAGUGGAGGUAGAAGCCCAUGAGCUGCAGACAAAGAAGCAGGCGAAGCAUCCCCCUCGCUUCCCGCCGAAUGGGACGUCCCGCUCAGG